AUGAUUUCGAGAAGAAUUGAGGCCAUUCGACAGGAAUUAACGCUGAUGCAUGAGGAAGUUUCGGAUAGAGAAGUUAUAACUGCUUUAUUGACUGGUCUUGGUGAUACUUAUGAGAGUAUGGUUGAAACCUACGACAAUUUAGAUGACAUCUCUCUACAGCAAGUGAAAAUCAAGCUCACCGGUCGUGAAGAGCGUCUGAAUCAGGCUAAAGCGGUGAAAGAGACUAAGGCACGAAAGAAAGCAAAUUUUCAGGAUGGGAAUGGUGGAGCACAGCUUGGAGGAUCGCUGUCCGAGGAAAAGAACGUGUCGUUCGUCAAUAAACGGAAAUGGGGUCGUGGAGGAGGCAGAGGUCAGCCAAAACGUCCUCGUUCGGAAAUUGACUGCCAUAAUUCAGAAUCAGGGCAAAUCAAGUAA
Phytophthora infestans T30-4 is the source of this 414-nucleotide messenger RNA. RefSeq lists its product as uncharacterized. The transcript is spliced from 3 exons. Bases 1 to 414 code for a protein of 137 amino acids. Lineage: Eukaryota; Oomycota; Peronosporomycetes; Peronosporales; Peronosporaceae. The record is from RefSeq and is a predicted model, not a curated record.